UGACGUCGGCCGUUUGUUGUCUCCGCGCGCAUGCGCUCUUCGCCGCCGGAGAACGCCCGCUCAGGCGAAGCGGUAGCUUAGGCCGAGAGAAGCCGGGGGCUCGCGUAGAUGUCUUCGCCGGAGGAGGCGCGGGUCGCGCCGGCCCCGGAAGGGGACCUGCCGCUGGAGUGGGAAACGGACGAAGAACGCAUGGCGUUUCUCUUCUCGGCUUUCAAGCAGAGCCGGGAGGUUAACGCCACCGAGUGGGACAGCAAGAUGGGCUUUUGGAGCGAGCUGGUGUUGAAAUGGGGAAGGCGGAGAGGAGGCAUCUGCACCUGCCUGAGGGAGCUCCAGCAGGCUUUCGAGCGCCGGGGCAGCGUCCCCCUCGGCCUGGGCACCGUCCUCCGCGAGCUGCUCAGACGGGGCAAACUGCAAAGAGAGUCUGACUUCAUGGCUAGUGUGGACAGUAGCUGGAUCUCCUGGGGUGUGGGAGUCUUCAUUUUGAAACCCCUGAAGUGGACUUUGUCUAGCGUAUUAGGUGACGGCAAAAUGCCGGAGGAAGAGGAGGUCCUGAUUUACGUGGAGAUUCUUAAGGAGAAGGCAGAAGAAGUCUAUAACCUCUACCAGAAUUCCGCACUUUCAUCUCACCCUAUUGUUGGUUUGUCUGAGUUGCGUUCCCUGUGCACCAGCAUCUGUCCAGAUGAACGGACAUUUUGUCUGGUGCUGCUCCAGUUGCAGAAGGAAAAGAGGGUCACUGUCCUGGAACAGAAUGGUAAUAAGAUAAUGAAAUUCGCCCGAGGGCUUCAUGCAAAAGUCUCUCCAAUGAACGAUGUAGACAUUGGGGUUUAUCAGUUGAUGCAGAGUGAACAGCUGUUGUCGCAGAAAGUGGAAUCUCUGGCACAGGAAGCAGAGAGAUGUAAAGCGGAAGCUCGGAGUGCCUGCAAAGCUGGGAAGAAGCAACAGGCUCUGAGAUCUUUGAAGUCCAGAAAAAGAGUAGAAAGGCGCAUUGCAGAGCUUCAUUCCAAGUUGGACGUGGUGCAAGGCAUCCUAGAUCGGAUAUAUGCCUCUCAGACUGAUCAAAUGGUAUUUAAUGCUUACCAGGCUGGACUGGGAGCUCUGAAGUUGUCCAUGAAAGACGUAACUGUGGAAAAGGCAGAGAGCCUCGUGGAUCAGAUUCAAGAGCUCUGCGAUACCCAGGAUGAAGUAGCCCAGACUUUAGCAGGCGUGGCAAUCAAUGGCUCGGAAGCUGAUACAGAGGAACUUGAAAGAGAAUUGGACAAUCUUCUCCUGGACCCUCCAAAAAGACAGUUGUCCUUGCCUUCUGUUCCACCAAAGCUACCGUUUCCAGCUUCUGUAGCACUUCCCAGCUUCACAGAUGCUGAGCUUGAAGCUGAGCUGGAGAAGCUCACGUGUUCAGAUGGAGAAUUGCCACAAAAGACUGAUCGGAAGACCUCUGACCGCCAAAGAGUUAUGGACCUGCAUCUUUAAUGACUCAACAACCCCCUUUGUGCUGUGAAGUUGUCUUUAACGUUGCUCAUCAUAAUUCCGAAAACAACUUGUUGGAACAUGAGUCUGAUUAACUCUUUGUUAGACUGCACUUUUCUAACAGGCAGGGAACUCUGCCACGACAAUCCAAUCCUUUCCACAGAAAAUUGCUCUGUUGUCAAUUCCCCCCCUUCCCCCCCAGUGCCAAAUUACACAGUGUCUCUUCAGUUGAUUUGCUCACCUGUAUUUGCCACUCACGGUUGUCCUUCUCUGGCAAGUUGACGUCUUGCGGAGCCUGACGUCCGUCGUUCCGCACAUCCUGAGGGUUUCUUUGCCACUUCACGGAACUCCACCUUGCGAUAACUUGAAAGGCAAUAAAGUCACACUCUGCGUGGCAUCCCACUGUUUUGGGCAAUUGUGCAAAACGUUUAGUGGAUGCACUAGAUGCUGACUUGGAUAGCAGUGCGCUGCGCUUGGCAGCAAGUAGACAUAUAUAUAUAUAUUGAUGAUUUUUUUCUAUAUUUUCUUCUUUGUAUUUGCACGGUUGUGGAUAACCUAGGUUGAGGUCUGACAGUUUUAGAGUUUGUUUUGUUAACACAGGUAUGAAGCAUCCGCCGACACAAAAUUCAGCUUACUUCAAGACUGACUUCGCCUUAAAGGAGCUUGCAGAGCUUUUCAACAUGAGGCUGUUAUUUUUGUUGUCGCUGCUGCUUGAAAAUGAUGUUUAAAACAUGCUCAGUUUGUCUGCAAAGACAGCCAUUCACAUUGCCUUCUUGUUAGGAAGAACACUUUUUACUAGGAGAUUUACUAAGACAGUGAUGGCGAAGCUUUUUUGGCACCGAGUGCUGAAAAGGUCACGCGGAAAUAUGAGUGCGUGUGUGCUCGUCGGGGCCGCGCUCUGGAAAAGCUGAACUUCCAGGUUCUAGCGCGCAUGUACGCCUAACGAUCAGCUGGCCGGGGUGCAUGCGCAGGCCGGUUUUCGGCACUGUCGCAUAUGUGAAAGGAUUGUGCUCCGGAAAAGCCAAACCUCCAGGUUCUGGUGCACAUGCGCACCCAACAAUCAGCUGGCUGGCACACAUGUUCACACCAGUUUUUGGCACUGCCACACACCGAAGAACAGCUGAUUGUCGCGUGCGCAUGCGCGUCAGAAACCUGGAAGACAAACAGGCAAGGCCGCGCGUGCCGGGCGACCUGGCUUCACAUGCUACUUUGGGCACGCGUGCCAUAGGUUCGCCCUCACUGUACUAGGAGAUUUAAACAACUAGGAGAUUUAAGUUAUUCUCUUGAAUCAGAAAUGCACAGAGGGUUGGUUAGCCUAACCUCUUAAUGUCUUAAGAGGUUCUUCAGUCACGUGUGCUGGGAUAAGGUUUAAACAGUGGCGGAGAUUUGGAUCAGUGUCUUAGCACCAUUAAUAAUAAUGGGGGAGAAUGUCACCGUUUCCUGACAUCUCGAGACACUAAUUUAAGAUGAUGGAAGAGCUGCUGAAUCCAAUCACACCUAGACCUGCCAGAGAUGGCUUGCAAUGUUCUCUCUUUUUUCAGAAAACUUCUUGGAGAAAACCCCUCUGUCUACAUCAGGGCAGAGGUUUUAUUUUUUGUUGUUUAAUGACAACAUAGAAACCAGCUCCAGGAACUGACUGAAGAAAAGCUCUGGAUUGUCUUGUGUAUUGGCACCUGCUGGAAUAAUUUUUUGGGGGGGGAGGGAAAUGGGGUGGGGGAGAAGAGAUGAACAAAUUUCUGCUGUUCAUAAAACUUUUUUUUUUUUGCUUUUGUUCUCUGAAGCCAGCUUUGAUUUAGACUGUGUGAUGGGAGACAUCUGCUAAAAUUGAAAACAAAAUGGAAAAUGUAAAUCCGUGUCAGGGCACGUUCCCUAAGUUCACUACAAAACAUAUUUUCUUUCCCCCCCACCCACGCUGGUGAAUCGUCUGCCACAUGUUUAAACAAAAUUCAAGAAUUGUGUUUACUUUAAAGGCAUUGUGCUUGAUUGGUUUAGAAAGGAGAGGGAGGGAAAAUGUCCCUCCCCCCGUUUAUUUCCCCCCCCCAAAUGAUACAAUAAAGGAGUGAAAAGA
Ahaetulla prasina is the source of this 3532-nucleotide messenger RNA. RefSeq names its product charged multivesicular body protein 7 (gene CHMP7). Gene Ontology annotation, biological process: vesicle budding from membrane; late endosome to vacuole transport via multivesicular body sorting pathway. The coding region runs from base 109 to 1467 and encodes 452 amino acids. NCBI's taxonomy places the organism in Eukaryota, Metazoa, Chordata, Lepidosauria, Squamata, Colubridae. The transcript has 10 exons. Gene Ontology annotation, cellular component: cytoplasmic side of plasma membrane; ESCRT III complex; multivesicular body. The record is from RefSeq and is a predicted model, not a curated record.